AUGAAGCAGAAAUCAUUCGAGCUUCUAUGCGCUUUUAUGCUCGGAUUUGGCCAACUUUGUGUCAUGGUCGGAUUUGAUGCGGAAUCCUUUAUUUUGGAAUCUGUAAUCCAUUCGAUUCACGAACGGGAGCCGGGAAUUAUCAGUCCGUAUGCUGGCUAUUAUGGGUUUGUUUGUUCGUUCGUUCGUUUCUCACUUUCUUUUUCAGCCAAGCCGUCAUCUACGCCGCCUACAUGACCACAUGCCUGUUCGCGCCGUCAAUUUUGAACAUAAGCACUUCGAAAACGGUUUUGGUGAUUGCGGCCGUCUGUUUUACCGGGUUUCCGCUCGGAUUCCUCUUCACCAACUCGUAUUACUACUUUUUCUCGGCCGCAUUGCUCGGAGUUGGCACGGCGUGUGAGUUUUUCGGCGGGAAAUCCACGGGAAAGGGGCGUGGGGCCUAGCGCGUGCACGAUUUAUCACCAUUUUGGCGCGAAAUUCGAAAUUUAACCUCAUUUUUCACAUUUUACGUCAAAAAUUACAGAAAUUUUGUACGGGUUUCAACGAUGCGAUUGCAUAACCUUGUUAAACUAAUCAUCGCGCGCACUUUUUGAGUUUAAUCAUUCAGAGAAUGGCUCAAUUGAAUCGAUUUUCAAGUUUUGUGCUGAAAAUGCGCGAAUUUCAGUCAUUCGCCGAUACUUUUUGCCGUUUGAACGCUUAAAAUACUUGUAUUAUCGUGCUUCGUCUCAAAACAGAUCCAGAUCGGCCAGUAUGAAAAUUCCGAAAUGGCGGCGGCGAUUGGCCGCGGAGGGCGUAUUGCGAAAUGUGCGAAAAACGUCUCAAACGCGGCGUUUUCACGAAAAUUUCAAUGUUUUCUCUCUUUAAUGUCUCUUCUCUCGUCGAUAUCAAACACAAAAAUGGCGGAAAAGUGCUGAAAUUGCGGCAAUUUUCAGAAAACGCGUCUCAGAUUAAGCCACGCCCCUUUCCACACUUUUGGUCGCCGUGAAAUCUGAAAUUUGGAAUUUUUUUUUUGCAGUUUUCUACUUGGGUCAAGGCAGCUAUUUGACUUCUCAUUCUACCCGACAAACUAUCGAGUCGAACGUCUCAUUGUCGUGGUCGGUUGGAUGUUGUUGGUGAGUGUGCACGUGGCCUAGAAUCCGACACGUGUGACACUUUUUUUCCCCAGCAUGAUCAUCGGAUCGGCCAUUUUGGCAGGAAUUACAUCGUUGAGCGCAACUUCUUCGCAACCCACUUUUCCUGCACAAAAUUCCACAUCGGACCAUCAACAGGAACGACGUUUCAGCGAUAUGGAAAUGUGCGUUUUUCGAGAGAAAAAAAAUGGACAAUCAAAUGAAACUCGUUUCCAGAAAACUAAUAUUCGGAGCGUUUUCGGCAAUUUCCGCCGUCGCCAUUGUCACUUUUGCCCUGUUGCCCGCAAAAGACGUCGAUAGUUGCAUUGAGAGCUCCGAGAAACGUGGCACUUUUUGGACGGCUUUCAGUUAGCGCCCCCCGUCGCCCACUUCUUUCCAGAACUUUCCUAUUCAGAGCUGACAUGCUCUACAGUAGUCUCUCCGAAAAUGCUCCAACUGUUGCCGUUGACCGUGCUCGGCGGUUUCAACGUGUCCUUCUGGCUGGCCAUUUUUCCGACUGCCAUGAAUUUCACGAAACACAAUUCUCACAUGAUCUACAUUCCCGCCGUGUAUUCUCUGGGCGCCGGACUCGGAGAAGUUAUCAGUGAGUCGAUAAUAGACAUCUGCACACAAGUAGUUGUCUCCAGAAGCGUGUCUUAAAGGUGGUGUCCAACGUGACAUACAACAUAUUUUUAAAAUAAACUUCGAAGUGGGGCAUUCACUUUCCCGAAGUCCCGAAUUACAAAAAAAAUUCCCCGAUUUUUAAGAUUUUUUUCAAAAAAGUUAAUGGUACCGAGAGAAGUACACGGCGAAAUGGAAGAGCUGGCCUAGAUUUUUCUAGUCCCCGGAUGGAAUUCCCCUUUUUUUCGAUUUUUUUCUGUUUUCGUGCAAUUUUCUUAAAUUUUCAAUCGUUUUUUCACUGAGCACACAUAUUUGCAAUAUUUAAAAAAAUUUAUGAUUUUUUUCUGUGCCGUGACGCCAAAAAAAUCGAUAAUCGGAAACUUUCAAAAAUUCAGCAAAAAUUCAGAAAUUCAGCCACUUUUUUUGUAAAAACUCUAUUUAUUUUUUUCAGCGCGCAAACCGAAGAUUGAGCGAAAAAAACCCGGAAAAAAACAACAAAAAAAGUUUCAGAUUAUCGAUUUUUUUGGCGUCACGGCACAGAUAAAAUUAUAAAUUUUUUUAAAAAUAUUGCAAAUAAGUGUGUUCAGUGGAAAAACGAUUGAAAAUUUAAGAAAAUUGCAUGAAAACGGAAAAAAUUCGGAAGAAAAGGGAAUUCCAUCCGGGGACUUGAAAAAUCUAGGCCGGCUCUUCCAUUUCGCCGUGUACUUUUCUCGGUACCAUUAACUUUUUUGAAAAAAAUCUUAAAAAUCGGGGAAUUUUUUUCGUAAUUCGGGACUUUGGGAAAGUGAAUGCCCCACUUCGAAGUUUAUUUUAAAAAUAUGUUGUAUGUCACGUUGGACACCACCUUUAAAACGGUUUAGACUCGACAAUACAUGUGUCAGCCAACGUGUCGCGUUUUCAGUGGGAAUAGUGAUAUCGUCGUUGAGCAAACGCAUCAAAGGAUUCGGUCUGAAGCCGACGAUGCUCAUCGGAGCGUUUUCCACAAUUUCGUACUGUGCUCUCGUCCACGUUUCCACUCCGUUCGAAGCGCCGAUGCGGCCGACCAGUCAGCAACCGAUGCUCGUCUAUCAGUCGUGGGUUUUUCUGUAAAGAUCUGCUGAAACGUGCUCAAUUUCCCCCUCAAAAUAUGGACCCACCCAUUCUAGGAUUUGUCGUAAGAUCUGAUGCAUCAUUUCCAGGUACCCACUCAUCUUCGUGAUUGCGUUCAUUUGCGGCAUCAGUGAUUGCUGCAUAAAUGGAGUCCGAUCUGUGAUUUGUGCACUUGUGCAGCCGGCUCGACGAGCUCAAUCGUUUUCGGUGGCACGAAUGUAUCAUGCGGCCGCCUGUGUCAUUUGUUUCUUCUUCAGGUAUACUGUUUUAAGUCAAAUCUCUGCUGCUUCUGAACGUGCGUGUUUGCAGUCCGUUCACCCCUUUGUACGUCUACACAAUCGGCCUCUCCAUCCUGUCCGCCGUAGCCACUAUCAUCUUUUUCCGAGUGGCGGACAACACAAAAGUCAUGGAACGGAAACUGACACAAAUCAGUAUGGAGAAGAAGAGAAUCGAGGAGUUGGAGAGGGAGUUUCAUUGA
This is a messenger RNA of Caenorhabditis sp. 36 PRJEB53466, 3294 nucleotides long. The record is from the annotation of a GenBank genome assembly. Lineage: Eukaryota; Metazoa; Nematoda; Chromadorea; Rhabditida; Rhabditidae.